ACCAUUCCCGCCUUGACGCCAUGGUAUUCAGCAAGGAGGUGGUAGAGCUUCAGCUCGCUACCAAGGACCCAAAUCUCUGCCGUGACAAAGCCGUGAAGCUGCUGAAAGAAGGAAAGGCUGAGCUGUCCGUGGAGUGGUUUAGCAAGGCCAUUCGAUUAAGACCGGCAGAUGCCUCGCUUUACUGGGGGAGGUCUCAGUCGUGGGAGAGGGCCGGAAACCCUCGGAAGGCGGUCGUAGAUGCGGGGGUCGGGGUGUGCUUGCGGCCGAGGGUGGCGGCCGGUUUCGCCCGACUGUCGGCGACGUUCGAGGCGCAGGGCCGGCACGCCGACGUCGUUCGAGCCUGCUUCUUGGGUAUGAGAUGUGGCGACAGCAGCAAGAACGGCGAGCUUGGUCGGCGCAUGUCUAGCGCGAGGGAGGCCGGCCAGCUACCCCCGCUGGAUUGGACCCCGCCGGAUAGACGCGAGAGGUGGACCUGGGCGUUCCUGUCGUUCCGCGGCUUCCUGUUGCGCCUGGCGGCUGGAAUAGCCGGACGGCUCCGGGUGGGCGGAGCAGGGCUGGCGCUCGGGGCUUGCGAAGGGGGUCAAGGGCUCUCGAGCCCCCCGUGGCCACGAGGGGCUAUGCCUCCUGUCCUUCUCGAGGCGCCAUAGAACGAGGUUGUUACUGGGAAUAAACCAAGUCGAUUGUUAGUCGCCUUGGAAUGAGCCAACUUGAUGCGUUCGGAAUUUUCGUUUGCGACGAUUUUCUCUUUUCCCCUGUACGGUUCCUGCGGUCGUCAACUAGCGGUUGGGAUCAAUUUUGCUUGCGGCCGAGCUCGUGAAGACCCGCUCCGCAUAUGCAAUCAGGCAACCGGCAACUGUGCUAGCAAUCGGAGAACAAUAGUGUACCAUGCCUGUCCGCACUUCACCGGUGUCUUGCAGUAAGACGGGAUUUGCUUCCUCUGCUGGGUUACUUUGGAAUCCGCUGUGCUGCAGACUGCAGGGUAGUCAAACCCACGCGAGGAUCCAUGACCGCUUUGCCUGAUUUGAGGCACUUCGGCUGUCAACCAUUAUUGACGCCUAACAAGCACGGUGCGUGCUCAAGUGUCGUUUGCAUCAGCCCGAAUUUGGGUGUUUGAAUGCUGUCUGCACAGCUCACUGGCGGACGCCUACUUGUACAUUGCACCGCAUUCAACACCACGCAACGCGCGAAAUCGACCAUGGUCAAGGGUGUAAUGUCAAAGGGUAGUGUAGCGGUCGGCAAGUUUUUGUGGGCAGAGGAAGGCAGGAGGAGUUUCAAGGCGGUUGUUCCGUGAAAGAGGUCGUAAGGAAAUCUUCCCGAGAGCAAAACGCAGAUCGACCUUCCUUUGUCACACACCGCACUGGGGGUUCACGCCUCAUU
Messenger RNA from Ectocarpus sp. CCAP 1310/34, 1377 nucleotides. Lineage: Eukaryota; Phaeophyceae; Ectocarpales; Ectocarpaceae. The record is from the annotation of a GenBank genome assembly.